GCCGCCUCCCGGCCCCACGCCCGGCCCCGAGCGCCGCCUCCCGGGUCCGCGCCGCCGCGAUGGCGGAGGACAGCGAGUCUGCGGCCAGCCAGCAGAGCCUGGAGCUGGACGACCAGGACACGUGCGGGAUAGACGGGGACAAUGAGGAGGAGACGGAGCACGCCAAAGGAAGUCCCGGAGGGGAUUUGGGUGCCAAAAAGAAAAAGAAGAAACAGAAGAGAAAAAAGGAGAAACCAAAUUCCGGAGGCGCCAAGUCAGACUCAGCAUCUGAUUCCCAGGAGAUUAAAAUUCAGCAGCCUUCAAAACACAACAUCAUCUGGCAGCAGAUGUCGGCUGGAGCAGCCCCAGAACCCCAGCCUUCCAAUGCAGAAGUUGCAGGAUAUCCAGAGAGCAAUGGAGCUGUUAUCCGCAUGCCAGGGCCCCGCCAGGAAUAUCGAUGAGGCCGCCAAACACAGAUACCAGUUUUGGGAUACACAGCCGGUACCCAAACUAAAUGAGGUCAUAACGUCUCACGGUGCAAUUGAAGCAGACAAAGACAACGUGCGUCAAGAGCCGUAUUCCCUGCCGCAGGGUUUUAUGUGGGACACGUUAGAUUUGGGUAAUGCCGAAGUGCUCAAGGAGUUGUACACGUUGUUGAAUGAGAACUAUGUGGAGGAUGACGACAACAUGUUCCGCUUUGACUAUUCGCCCGAGUUCCUGCUAUGGGCCCUGCGUCCUCCAGGCUGGCUCCUUCAGUGGCACUGUGGGGUCAGAGUGUCUUCGAACAAAAAACUAGUCGGGUUCAUAAGUGCCAUCCCAGCAAACAUUCGGAUUUAUGACAGUGUGAAGAAGAUGGUUGAAAUCAACUUUCUUUGUGUUCAUAAGAAGUUGAGAUCAAAACGGGUAGCUCCAGUGUUAAUUCGAGAAAUAACUAGAAGAGUGAACCUGGAAGGGAUUUUCCAGGCCGUCUACACCGCUGGAGUGGUUCUUCCCAAGCCAGUGGCCACGUGCAGAUACUGGCAUCGAUCGCUAAACCCCAGAAAAUUGGUCGAAGUGAAAUUUUCUCACUUGAGUAGAAAUAUGACUUUACAGAGAACAAUGAAGCUAUACAGGCUUCCAGAUGUUACAAAGACUUCAGGCUUGAGACCGAUGGAACCACGAGAUAUCAAAGCAGUUCGAGAAUUAACCAACACUUACCUGAAGCAGUUUCAUCUAGCCCCGGUGAUGGAUGAAGAGGAAGUUGCCCACUGGUUCCUCCCCCAGGAGCACAUUAUUGACACGUUUGUAGUGGAGAGCUCCAGUGGGAAACUAACUGACUUCCUGAGCUUCUACACACUCCCCUCCACAGUCAUGCACCACCCUGCUCACAAGAGCCUGAAGGCUGCUUAUUCCUUCUACAACAUUCACACGGAGACGCCGCUGCUGGACCUCAUGAGCGAUGCGCUCAUUAUAGCCAAACUGAAAGGAUUUGAUGUAUUCAAUGCACUAGAUUUGAUGGAAAAUAAGACAUUCUUGGAAAAACUCAAGUUUGGUAUAGGAGAUGGCAAUUUACAAUAUUACUUGUACAACUGGCGGUGUCCAGGAACAGACUCUGAAAAGGUUGGACUUGUAUUACAAUAGAUGGAUAUUUCUAUUUGUAGAACUCUGAAACCAUCAUGUGUUAAUAUUCCAUUUAAUGAUUCCUGGAACUGCCAUUCCAAAGAAGAAAAAAGCACAACUUAAGUGAAAUCGAUGUAGUUGGUAACAAUCAGAAAAGAUGAAAAAACAUCGCUAUGUGACCAGUAGUCCACAUUUCUAGCUAGAACAUUAAGAUUCAUCCUUUUUUUCACUGUUUACUUAUUUGUAGGAGGGACGAAAGGGUACAAGGAGCACAUUCCUCUAAUUUUCAACUUUUCGCUGUCCCUUGAUGAAGAGAAGGUAUUUUUCCACUCUCUAGAAAAGGGACUGUUUUUCUUGGGACUGAACAGACGUCACAGAAUCGUGACUGUUGCGUGGAGAUAAACUGCUGCAUUUUUAUUUAUUAAGUGGUGGUCCUUUUGUCUGUGUAACAGAAUGAAGCAUCCAUUUGGAAACUUUUCUUGAAUCACCUUACAUGAUGUCAUUGAGAACGUUUAUGGAAUCAGCACUUCUGUCACUCAGUGAUGAGUGGUGGAUGUUUAAGUGCAGAGCAAGGUGGAAAUGUACUAGUGACUAGUACAUUCAUUUCUCCCGAAGCAAAGUUGCCAAAUGAAUAAACACACAGAUUUGUACUUUGAUCUUCAACAGGUCAGUGGAUUGGUUCAAGAGCAAACUUUUGUGCAAACAUCAAGUGUGCUCUCUCAAAGAGUACACGCCUGUGACAGACUUUGCUGCUGCUGCACAGACUCAUUUCUUCUCGGCAACAGCAAGGAUAUGUGAGGAAAAGAAAAUAAAAAGUUCUAAAGUCAAAAGAAAUGCCCGGUGGAAUUUAUUAGUUCUGUCAGGACAUUGAGAGUUCGAAUGUUUUUUAUUACUUAUGCGAAAUUGCACAUAUUCCUUUAUGCUGACUUUAAUUUAUCAUGAAACUUGUCAUGCUAAUGGAAGAUGUCUUAUUUGUAAAUAAGUAUUCAUAAUUUUGUUACUGAUUGUUUUUAUCUAGAAUUUGAAAAACUAAGUUUCUCAGUGUACAUAGAGAUGUAUAUAUUGCCAAUAGUCCAAGGGGAAAAAGAUGCUGGAUGUGGCCACAUCAGCUGGCCUUGACUCAAAUUCCACAGAGUAGAUACUUCUUCCUGCCUUUACUGUACCAGGGCCUCAGCUGUUCAGUCCAGAAAAACUGAAGUAUUUCAGACGACAUGAUGGCCUUUCCUUCAUGUUACAAGUGUCAAAUGAAAUCAACCAUAUCUUAUCCCAGGCAGGAGCUAGCAAACUAUGGCCCACAAGCCAAAUCCAGCCCAUUGCCUGUUUUUGUACAGCCCACCAGCUAAGGAUGGUUUUUACAUUUUUGAAUGGGUGGGGGGAGAAAAAACAAAAGAUGAACAUUUUGUGAUUUGUGAAAAUUAAACAAAAUUCAAAUCUCAGCUUCCAUAAAUAAAGUUGUAUUCGAACA
Equus quagga is the source of this 3043-nucleotide messenger RNA. RefSeq names its product N-myristoyltransferase 2 (gene NMT2). The transcript is spliced from 13 exons. Gene Ontology annotation, molecular function: glycylpeptide N-tetradecanoyltransferase activity. Gene Ontology annotation, biological process: N-terminal peptidyl-glycine N-myristoylation. Gene Ontology annotation, cellular component: cytoplasm. The record is from RefSeq and is a predicted model, not a curated record. Bases 142 to 1599 code for a protein of 485 amino acids. NCBI's taxonomy places the organism in Eukaryota, Metazoa, Chordata, Mammalia, Perissodactyla, Equidae.